Molecule: messenger RNA, 612 nt
Organism: Rhizoctonia solani
Lineage: Eukaryota; Fungi; Basidiomycota; Agaricomycetes; Cantharellales; Ceratobasidiaceae
Exons: 4
Coding region: 1-612 (203 amino acids)
Source: RefSeq, a predicted model, not a curated record
AUGUUCUUCGCCAAGUCUCUUGUUGUCGUUGCUGCUCUUGCUGCCCAAGUCUUGUGCCAUUCCGUGGUCCAGCCGGUGAUGGGUAUCAACGGAAAGGCAGUUCGCUCCGACACCCAGCGUCCUUCCAACGCCAAGCCAUGCGGCAACACUGCGCUCUCAAAGAUCGACUCGUCUCAGGUGGUCACCAUGACUGGAACAAGCUUCACCGCCACCUCGAUCAAUUUUAAUGCCAAACAAGACGGGUCUAUGCAGUUUACGGCCUCGGUGGAUGCCACCGGUACUGGGAAAUCAUUCAAGGCUGCAACGAUUACCAAGAACGGCCCGAACGCGCCCCCCAAAGUCGGUCAAACUGCAGAGAUUGAUGUUUCGCUUCCUGAGGGUACGACUUGCAACGGCGGUGCCUCCAAGGAUCUUUGCCUCGUCUCGUUCAAGAGCUCUAGUGGGUUCGGAAACUGCGUGGUUGUUAAGCAAGCCGGUGCUGGUGGUGCUGCCAAGGGCGCGAAAGCGAACCCCAAGACCAAGGCCACUCGAUCUCGCCAUCCUCGCAACUUUGCCGCUCCCGCCAAUGCGAAGCGUGCGAUCUCCUGGGUCUGGGCUCCCGAGUUUAAUUAA